UCUUUACGCACGAUGCUUCCCGCAGUGGAGGCGGCCAAGAUCUACCACACCAACUACGUGCGUAACUCGCGCGCCAUGGGCGUGCUGUGGACGGUGUUCACCAUCACUUUCGCCGUCAUCACCGUGGUGGUGUUCAUCCAGCCGUACUGGAUCGGGGACAGCGUGAACACGCCGCAGGCCGGGUACUUCGGCCUCUUCCACUACUGCAUCGGGAACGCGCUCACCUCGGAGCUCACGUGCAAAGGGAGCGCGCUGGACUUCGGCUCCAUCCCGUCCGGCGCCUUCAAGACGGCCAUGUUCUUCGUGGGCAUCUCCAUGCUGCUGGUGGUGGGCAGCAUCGUCUGCUUCAGCCUCUUCUUCUUCUGCAACGCGGGCAGCGUGUACAAGAUCUGCGCCUGGAUGCAGCUGGCCUCCAGUACAUGCAUGGUGAUUGGAUGCAUGAUCUAUCCUGACGGCUGGGACUCGGAGGCGGUGAAGCGAAUGUGUGGCCAGCGGACCGACAAAUACACCUUGGGCAACUGCACGGUGCGCUGGGCGUACAUCCUGGCCAUCAUCAGCAUCAUGGACUCGCUGGUCCUCUCCUUCCUGGCCUUCAGCCUGGGCAACAGGCAGGACAAGCUGCUGCCCGAGGACUUCCAGGUGGAGGGGAAAGAUAAUGCAUAGACGCAGAGACCACCGAUGAGACAGAAACUGCUGACUCAGGGGAUUCAAAAGUGUUUUUAAAAAUCUAUACGUGUCAAUUUUGUUCUCAAUAGUUUGUCAACAGACAUUUAAAAUCAUGGUCAGUCACGGGCCUCCUCUCGCUCCAGCCUCACAGCUUUACAUUUUGUAUAUGGCUUUUUAGGGUAAAGAUAUUUCACAUAUUCAAUGUGCGAAUAUGUAAAUAGAGCUUCCAGUUAUAAAUUAUAAAUAUAAAGCUUCUCCACACUAUUGAAUGAAUUCUGGAAUGUGGUGGCUUUUCUGUCCUUUGAAAUGUGCGAAUCAACAUGCUUAUUGUUAUUUAUAACCAUUAAUCUGAACAUGGAUCAUUUUUCAAUGACUUAACACACAUCUCAUAUUUUGAUGGGACAUAUUUCAACACAUCAUUAAAAUAAACUUUUUCACAAUAUGACUAUUGCUUAAUGUUGUUGUCCGCACUCCCAGGCAAUAACCUGGUAAUUCUGAUGGUGCUGACAAUUUAAAUAAAUUGUUAUUAUAUAACUUACUUUCAUCACAAUAAAUCUCAUGCUCCUAGAUAUCUAUGUAGUGUAAGUAACCAGCAUGUUCCUGGCAUGUUCAGAGAUACGUUUUCACAAAUCUCUAUUUGAUAUAAAAUGAAAUCACUGAAUGCAUCCUCUUACACUACAGUAGCGAUGCAUGAGGCAAAAGCAGUGCAGAUAGAUCUUGAAAAAUGUUUAUUCUUAUUACCUACAGAAAAAAUUGACAACAAAAUGAAGAGGGGAGACAUGGAAGAGAGAGAUUUUGUAGAAAAAUAAGAAAAAUGGGUCCGAAGCCUCAUUACAGCAUCAAUAUUAAGUACAAUCGUAUUUUCCAAUUCAUCACCUCAAUGUGCAGUGGAGACAGUGGAAGCUUAACUUUUAUAUGGCUGGAAAUCACCUGGACAUUCUUCUAAAAAGUAUCUUUAAAAAAAAAGAAAUGCUUUACCGUUGUAGCUUCUGCCGUCAAUAGUCACUGCUGAGAACCUCCUCCAGAAAACACCGUACAAAGCUAACAGUGAAAGUAGGGAGAGAUUAAAGGCCGACUCUUUGGUACACUGUUCACACAGGAUGAGGAUUACCAUGGACUGUCACUGGUAAUAUGGGUUAUGGUGUAUGAAGCAACUAUCGAGAAGUAAAAAACGAUCCAGGUAUGAAACAGCAUCCAGUGUACCGUCUUUUGUUCAUGCAUGUGGCAAACGAAUCGCAUUAUAUUGUACCAGGGUGAAACAAA
Messenger RNA from Pleuronectes platessa (European plaice), 1929 nucleotides. It is a transcript of the gene lhfpl5a, whose product is annotated as LHFPL tetraspan subfamily member 5a. The transcript has 3 exons. Gene Ontology annotation, cellular component: plasma membrane. NCBI's taxonomy places the organism in Eukaryota, Metazoa, Chordata, Actinopteri, Pleuronectiformes, Pleuronectidae. Gene Ontology annotation, biological process: detection of mechanical stimulus involved in sensory perception; sensory perception of sound. The coding region runs from base 13 to 663 and encodes 216 amino acids. The record is from RefSeq and is a predicted model, not a curated record.